Molecule: messenger RNA, 2380 nt
Organism: Arabidopsis arenosa
Lineage: Eukaryota; Viridiplantae; Streptophyta; Magnoliopsida; Brassicales; Brassicaceae
Source: the annotation of a GenBank genome assembly
AUCUGAAAUAAUCGUACGGUCUAGAUUCAUCAGAAUGAAGGGUAUAUUCGUCAUUUCACAGAUAUUUACGUUUCUGUUGCGUUAAUUACGACCAUACCACUUUCCUUGUUCUGUCUUGAAGUCCUCAACGCUCGUUUCUAUUCUCUCACUUUCUUUCUCUCUGCAAAUUUCGCAGAGCAACAAUGGCCAAAAGCUCUUUCUUCAAUAAGCAUUUGCUUCUCUCUCUUUUCCUUCUUCAAUGUUGCUUCCUUUCUUCUUCUUCAACCUCCGAUUCAGAAACUCUCUUAAACUUCAAACUCACCGCAGAUUCCACCGGAAAACUCAACUCAUGGAACACAACAACAAACCCAUGUCAAUGGACCGGAGUCUCCUGCAACCGCAACAGAGUCACAAGACUUGUCCUCGAAGACAUCGAACUCACCGGGUCAAUCUCACCACUAACCUCACUCACUUCCCUCACAGUUCUUAGUCUCAAACAUAACAAUCUCUCUGGUCCAAUCCCAAACCUCUCGAACCUCACAGCUUUAAAGCUUCUCUUUUUAUCACACAACCAAUUCUCCGGUAACUUUCCUUCAUCAGUCACUUCACUCACUCGUCUCUACCGUCUUGAUCUCUCUUUCAACAACUUCUCCGGCGAGAUUCAACCGGAUUUAACCAAUUUAAACCAUCUCCUCACUCUCCGGUUAGAAUCAAACCGGUUCUCCGGUCAGAUACCGAACAUCAUCCUCUCCGAUUUACAAGACUUCAACGUCUCCUGUAACAACUUUAACGGUCAGAUACCAAAUUCAUUGUCUCAAUUCCCUGAAUCAGUCUUUACACAAAACCCAUCUCUCUGUGGAGCUCCAUUGCUAAAAUGCACCAAGCUCUCUAGCGACCCGACUAAACCGGGUCGACCCGAUGGAGCAAAGGCUUCACCUUUAAACAACCCGGAAACUGUACCUUCAUCUCCAACUUCAAUUCACGGCGGCGACAAAAGCACAACGAGAAUCAGCACCAUCUCACUAGUAGCUAUCAUCCUCGGAGACUUCAUUAUCUUAAGCUUUGUCUCUCUUCUUCUCUACUACUGUUUCUGGAGACAAUACUCAUCGAACAAGAAGAAACACUCAAAGGUUCUUGAAGGAGAGAAGAUUGUUUACUCAUCAAGUCCUUACCCAACAUCAACCCAAAACAACAACCAGAAUCAACAAGGUGGUGAGAAGGGUAAAAUGGUCUUUUUCGAAGGAACUAGACGUUUUGAGCUUGAAGAUCUUCUCAGAGCAUCGGCGGAGAUGUUAGGUAAAGGAGGAUUCGGGACGGCGUACAAAGCCGUGCUUGAAGACGGCAAUGAGGUUGCUGUGAAGCGGUUAAAAGAUGCGGUGACGGUGGCCGGAAAAAAAGAGUUUGAGCAACAAAUGGAGGUUUUAGGAAGACUACGUCAUACUAAUCUUGUGAGCUUAAAAGCUUAUUACUUUGCUAGAGAAGAGAAGCUUCUUGUUUAUGAUUACAUGCCUAAUGGUAGUCUCUUCUGGCUUCUCCAUGGAAACCGUGGACCGGGUAGGACUCCAUUGGACUGGACCACGCGCCUUAAGAUUGCAGCGGGUGCAGCGCGUGGCUUAGCUUUCAUCCAUGGCUCGUGUAAAACCUUGAAGCUCACACAUGGUGACAUCAAAUCCACCAAUGUGCUACUCGAUAGAUCAGGCAAUGCUCGUGUUUCCGAUUUCGGGCUAUCUAUUUUUGCGCCAUCGCAAACUGUUGCUAAAUCCAAUGGCUACCGUGCACCGGAGCUGAUUGAUGGUCGAAAACACACGCAAAAGUCUGACGUUUACUCGUUUGGAGUGCUUCUUUUGGAAAUUCUCACUGGGAAAUGUCCUAAUAUGGUGGAGACGGGUCAUUCGGGUGGUGCGGGUGGGGCGGUGGAUUUACCGAGAUGGGUCCAAUCAGUGGUGAGAGAGGAGUGGACGGCUGAAGUGUUUGAUUUGGAGCUGAUGAGGUAUAAGGAUAUAGAGGAAGAGAUGGUGGGGUUGUUGCAGAUUGCUAUGGCGUGCACCGCGGUUGCGGCUGAUCACCGUCCAAAGAUGGGUCAUGUUGUGAAGUUGAUAGAGGAUAUACGUGGUGGUGGCUCUGAGGCUUCGCCGUGCAAUGAUGGGAUCAAUUCUGCGGUGGACUCGCCGUGCUUGUCCGAGGACACUUGCGGUGGAACUACGAGUCAGUAGUACGAUUCGUUUUCUUAAAAAAUGUAAAUCACGUGCUUGGAAUCUUGACUUUUGUCAUUCUUCUGAAAUCAUAACACUUCUAGUGUCGUAGGCUUUGUUUUUUCUUUGUUUCUUUAUAGUUUGUAAUACGAGGAUUAUGUGAGUCUCGAGUGUUUUGGAUUAGGGGUAAACAAAAUUUCCAUCUCUAU